AUGAGUCACAAAGGCAUAACGCUUGGCAGUCGUACUUUUAUCAGUCCCAGUGCUCAUAAAAAAACGCUCUCUCUCUCUUUCCACCUCUCUCUUUCCACCUCUCUCUCUCUCUUUCCACCACUCUCUAUCACCUCGCUCUCUUUCCACCUCUCUCCUUCCCCCUUACUCUUUCCACCUCUCACUCUUUCCACCUAUCUCCUUCCGCCUAUCUCUCUUUCUACCUCUCUCCUUCCACCUCCCUCUCUUUCCACCUCCCUCUCUCUUUCCACCUUUCUCUCUUCCACCUCCCACUCUUUCCAGCUCUCUCCUUCCACCUAUCUCUCUUUCUACCUCUCUUCUUCCACCUCCCUCUCUCUUCCACAUCUCACUCUUUCCAGCUCUCUCCUUCCACCUCUCUCUCUUUCAACCGCUCUCUCUUUCCACCACUCUCUUUCCACCUCUCACUCUUUCAACCUCUCUCUUACACCUCUCUCUCUUUCCACCUCUCUGUCACCUCUUUCUCUUUCCACCUCUCUCUUUCAACUCCCUCUCUUUCCACCUCUCUCUUUCUACCUAUCUCUUUUUCCACCGCUCUCUUUUUCCACCUCUCUCUUUCUACCUAUCUCUUUUUCCACCGCUCUCUCUUUCCACCUCUCUCUUUCCACUUUUCUCUUUCCCCCUCUCGGUCUCUUUCCACUUCUCUGUCUUUUCUCUUCUCUCUUUUCACCUCUCUCUUUCUACACCUCUCUUUUCCCCUCUCUCUUUCCACUUCUCUGUCUUUCCCCCUCUCUCUUUCCACCUCUCCCUCUUUCCACCUCUCUCAUUGCACCUCUCUCUCUUUCAAACCUCCCUCUUCCACCUCGUACUUUCGACUUCUCUGUCUUUCCACCUCUCUCUUUCCACCGCUCUGUCUUUCCACAUCUCUCUUUCCACCUCUCUGUCUUUCCACCUCUUUCUUUCUACGCUUCUCUCUUUUCAUCUUUCUCUUACUUUCCACCUCUCUCUUUCCACCUCUAUCUUUUUCCACCUCUCUCUUUGCACCUCUCUCUCUUUCAAACCUCCUUCUUCCACCUCUCUCCUUCUACUAUCUCUGUCUUCCCACCUCUCUCUUUCCACCGCUCUUUCUUUCCACCUCUCUCUUUCCACAUCUCUCUUUCCACCUCUCUGUCUUUCCACCUCUUUCUUUCUACGCUUCUCUCUUUCCACUUCUCUGUCUUUCCACUUCUCUCUUUCCACCUCUCUCUUUCUAUUUCUCUCUCUUUCCACCGCACGCUUAACACUUCUCCGUCUUUCCCCCGCUUUCUUUCUACCUCUCUCUUUUCACCUCCUUCUUUCCACCUCUCCCUCUUUCCACCUCUCCCUCUUUCCUCUUCUCUGUAA
Acanthosepion pharaonis is the source of this 1359-nucleotide messenger RNA. NCBI's taxonomy places the organism in Eukaryota, Metazoa, Mollusca, Cephalopoda, Sepiida, Sepiidae. The record is from the annotation of a GenBank genome assembly.